CAGCGACGCGCGGCGAUGGUGGGGUCGGCGGGGCGGCUUUCGGCGGGGCGGGUCGCGCAGGAACCGCCGGAACAGCAGCCCAGGCCGCGCAGCGCCGCCGCCGCGCUCCUGGCCCGCGAGGAGGAGUACAGGCGCCUGAACGCGGCCCUGGAGGCGAAGGCGGCGGCGCUGGUGCGGCAGGCCGAUCAGGUCAUGAGGGACCAACAGGAAGCCUUUGCCAGGCCCAUCCCGGCCCGCGAGGACGCGUCGGAGGCGGCGGCGGCCGCCGAGGAGAGAGAUUUAAAUUCUCCUGAACUGUCAGCUCUUCCUCUUGAAGUUAAUAAGCAGCUACACAAGAAGAAAUCCAGCACUGCACCUACAAUUCGGGGUAGGCCGCUGACUGGACGAAAGGGGAAAAGAUCUCUUCUAAGUACGAAAUCAAGAUUGCGGGAUGUCAGAAGCACUCCUGAUGUUGCAGCCCCAGGCUGCUCCCUGACAAAAAUAACUGGGAGAAUUGAAGGAGCCCUGCCUGACUUGGAAGAUAACCUCAUCCCAAGGACAGGGAGUGAACUUGGAGCAGAGGCCCAAAUCCGGUUCCUAAAGGCAAAGCUGCGUGUGAUGCAGGAGGAGCUGGAUGCCACAGGGCAGGAGUGUAGCAAGAAGGAUGAUGAGAACGAAAAUCUCAGCAGCCGCCUUAAGGAGGCCGAAGAAGAACGUGGACGGCUGCACCGUGCAACCAGCCUACACCAGUCUCAGGUAGAGAAGUACAAAAUGUUGUCAGAGGAAGCCAGCCGAAAAAGCGAGGGUCUGCAACAGAAACUCUCUGCGCUAGAAAAGGAACUGGAAAACCUGAAGCGAGCACAAAAACAAGCUGCGGCGACCCAGAGCACAACGGACAUUCGCUUGAACAGGGCUCUCGAGGAGGCUGAGAAAUGCAAAAUGGAACUGAACAGAUUGAAGCAGAGUAACAAGGAUGUGGUCAACCAAGAGCAUAAAAAACUUGAAGAACUAAAAAUUGAAAAUAAGAGGCUGGAGAAACAAAAAGAAGAACUAAUGGCAGGUUUCAAGAAACAAUUAAAACUGAUCGACAUUUUAAAAAGACAAAAGAUGCACGUGGAAUCUGCCAAGAUGCUUUCUUUCACUGAAGAGGAAUUCAUGAAGGCCCUGGAGUGGGGCAAUUCUUAACGCAAUGUGCAGCAUCACCCCUCUACAGGGGAUGUGGAUCAUCUUCAGAACACUGAAAUUGAACCACUUUUUCUGG
Messenger RNA from Candoia aspera, 1240 nucleotides. RefSeq names its product testis expressed 9 (gene TEX9). NCBI's taxonomy places the organism in Eukaryota, Metazoa, Chordata, Lepidosauria, Squamata, Candoiidae. The coding region runs from base 16 to 1164 and encodes 382 amino acids. The record is from RefSeq and is a predicted model, not a curated record. The transcript has 11 exons.